ACAACACAGCAAAGACACUGUGGGAUAAAACACACUGUCCUCCCCCUCUACAGUCCACGGAAUUUACCUGUUUUCACGAGGAUAUCUUCACAUGCCAACAUCGGAUAUUUAUGAACAUCUGCACCGGUUUAUAUCAGUAGCUUGACGGGAAAAAUAAAGCAAGAAUGGAUCAGAAUUUAUUUGGCGGGGCUCCACGCUUCCUAACUCGACCCAAGGCCUUCUCGCUGUGCGUGGGACGAGAUGCCUCCCUCAGCUGCACUAUUGUGGGAAACCCUGUUCCUGUAGUCACCUGGGAGAAAGACAAGAUGCUUCUUUCUGCAGGUGGACGCUUCAAGAAAGUAGAAGAUGGUGACGUUUACCGACUUACCAUUUACGAUCUAACUCUAGAAGACAGUGGUCAGUACAUGUGUCGUGCCAAGAACAAUGUCGGAGAGGCAUAUGCAGCUGUGACCCUGAAGGUGGGACUGCCGGAAACUGUGAUUGAUCGGGCCCCAGUGUUUACAGUAAAGCCUGUCUCCACCCGUGUGGGUCUAGGGGGUGAGGUGACCUUCUAUUGUCGGGUGGCAGCCCAUCCGGCACCCAACUUUGACUGGGAAAAGGAUGGUCGCUACUUGGGUGAGACCAACCGCAUCAAGAUAAUCUCGGAAAAAGACUCCAGCUCCAUGAGGAUCCAGAGUGUCAGGAGCUUGGACAGUGGUACCUACACCUGCCGUGCACAGAACUCCAUUGGCCGUGCUCAGGCCGCUGCUUCUCUGGUGGUCGACCUUCAAGAUACACGUCUCCUGAAUGCAGACAAGAGCACAUCCCUCCUCUCACACAUGCAGAAGCGGAAAGAAGAAAUGCGGAAGGACAUCUCCUUAUAUCGAACCAAGGAAAGUUCCUCAACCAAGCUUUCAACUUCAUCUUCCACGAUCACAGAGGAACUUGGAAGCUUGGGACUCCCCUAUGAUCAGGAGCAGAGGGUUUCGGCCUUGACCAGCAUGUUGCCUAAAGGUGUGUUCACCCGCACCUGUAUGGUGACCGAGGGUAAACAUGCAAAGCUUAGCUGUUUCGUCACAGGCCAUCCCAAACCUCAGAUCAUCUGGAGGAAGGAUGGGGCGAACAUCAGUGAGGGCCGCAGACAUGUUAUGUAUGAGGACCAGGCGGAGAAUUUCAUCCUCAAGGUGCUCUACUGCAAACAAUGUGAUAAUGGGCUGUACACCUGCAAUGCAUCCAACUUGGCUGGACAAACCUAUAGCGCUGUGCUAGUGAUUGUCAAAGAGCCAAAGAUUCCAUUCAAAAAGAAGCUGCAGGAUGUCGAGGUGAAGGAAAAGGAAACAGCAACUCUGCAGUGUGAGGUGCCAGUGCCGAACACAAAGGCUAGCUGGUUUAUGGAGGAGACCCGUCUGGAGGAAAAUACCAAGUACCGCAUGGAUGUGGAAGGGACCCUGCGCCGCCUCACUAUUCACAAUGUCACCACCAAUGAUGAUGCCGUGUACAUCUGUGAGAUGAAGGAAGGCAGCCGCACUGUGGCCGAACUUACAGUGCUGGGCAACAUCACUAAAAAGCUGCCGAGGAGGACAGUGGUGCCAGUUAGCGAUACCGUCAUCUUCUGUGUGGAACUGGAGAAACCAGUAGAUGAUGCAUACUGGACCAGGAAUGGGGAGAGGCUGAAAGAGGACUCCCGAAUUAUUAUCGCCCGCAUUAACAGACAGUACACACUGACCAUUCGCGAAUGUACUGCAGAGGACUCGGGUGAGGUUGCUUUCAUCGCCCAUGACUGCAAGACAUCCACCCGCUUCUCCGUCACAGCACCAAGGAAACAUCCCCCAGAUCCCCCACUUGAGCCAGUAGUGCGGAACAAGACAGAUUCAUCGAUCACACUGUGCUGGUCUCCACCAGACAGUGAACGGCCUGUGCCCAUCACCGGCUAUAUCGUUGAGCGCAGGAAGGUGGGAGCCCAAACCUGGGUUAAAGUCACUAGUACGUCUGUGUCUAGCACUGAAUACACCAUCAGUGAAAUUUCAGAAGAAGCAAGCUAUCAGUUCCGCAUCUCAGCAGUCAAUGAUUUUGGUCAGAGUGCCUACUUGGAGGUUCCUGGAACGUUUUACCUUGAGCCCACAGCAUCAGUGAAGACCGGCCUGGUGAACUGCAGUGCACAUGUAGGUGAAGAAGCAACCUUCACUGUUGAGCUCUCAGCCGUAUGUUCCGGCUCCUGGACCAUAAAUGACAGAAUGAUCCGCAGUGGAUCUGAGUAUCUGAUCACACGCUCAAAGACCACACACACGCUGGUCAUCAGGGAGGUGUCCAUGGAACUAAAUGGAGCACAGGUCAAGUUUGUGGGUGGUGGAUCUCAGAGUGUUUCCACGCUUAGUGUGAAAGCCGCACCCGCACGUUUCACCAAUAAGUCUUCUCAGGUGGAGGUGUUUACUUUCAGCAUGCACUCCUCUGCUCAGAUGUACACAGAAGUGUCCGAUUCAAGCAUCCAGGUUGUUUGGAUGAAGAAUGGGAAGGAGCUGAGGAUGGGUAAAAAAUAUGAAGCCACAAGUGUGGAGCGUAAACGCACACUGACAGUCCACAACGUUGACCGUGAAGACGUGGGCAUCUAUGAAUGCAUGUGUGAUGGUGAUAAAAUGUCUGUCCAGCUUGCCCUUAAAGAAGAACCAGCUAAGUUUGUUAACAAGCCGAGGGUUCAGCCCCAAGAGAGUGAUGCUCUUGUGGGUGACGUGGUGUUGAGCUGUGAGGUUGCUUCUCCUGGAACUGCUGUUGUGUGGAAGAAAGAACAGAUAGAAAUAAUGGAGGACAAGAGGACAACUUUUAUAUCUCAGGGGACACAAAGGAAGCUGGUCAUCAGGGAUGCCAAGCAGAGCGAUGAAGGACACUACUCGUGUGAGACGGCAGAGGACAAAAUGACAUUCCUGGUCAAGAUAAAAGAAACUCGUGCUGCUUUCUCCAACAAAGACUCCUAUCAGAAGGAGGUGAAAGUUGCAACCUCCCAAAAGGCCACACUGAGCUGCGAAGUUUCUGAUGCCAAAACUGAAGUGAAAUGGUUCAAGGAUGGCAAGCAGUUGAUUUCCAGUAAGACUGUUCACUUGGAGUCAAAGGGCAAGAGCCGUCAGUUGGUGCUGGAGAAUGUGGAAAAGAAGGAUGCUGGAGAAUAUACCUGUGAAGCUGGAAAUGAAAAGCUGGUCUUUAAGAUUCGGGUGGAAGACCUUCAAGCCGCCUUCUCCAACAAGGACACCUAUCAAAAGGAAGUCAAAGUAGCUGCUUCCCAAAAAGCCACACUGAGCUGUGAGGUUUCUGACCCCAAGACUGAGGUGAAAUGGUUCAAGGAUUGUAAGCAGUUGAUUUCUAGUAAGACUGUCCACAUGGAGUCAAAGGGCAAAAGCCGUCAGCUGGUGCUGGAGAACGUGCAGAAGAAGGAUGCUGGAGAAUAUACCUGUGAAAUUGGAAAUGAAAAGCUCGUCUUUAAGAUUUGUGUGGAAGACAUUCAAGCUGCCUUCUCCAACAAGGACUCUUAUCAGAAGGAGGUGAAGGUUUCAGCCUCCCAGAAAGCCACACUGAGCUGUGAAGUGUCUGACGUUAAGACUGAGGUGAAAUGGUUCAAGGAUGGCAAGCAGUUGAGCUCCAGUAAAACUGUCAAAAUGGAGUCAAAAGGCAAGAGCCGCCAGCUGCUGCUGGAGAAUGUGGAGAAGAAGGAUGCUGGAGAAUAUACCUGUGAAGCUGGAAAUGAGAAGCUUGCCUUUAAUAUUCAAGUGGCAGACAUUCAAGCUGCCUUCACCAACAAAGACUCCUAUCAGAAGGAAGUCAAAGUAGCAGCUUCCCAGAAGGCCACACUGGACUGUGAAGUUACUGACCUUAAGACUGAGGUGAAAUGGUUCAAAGAUGGCAAGCAAUUGAGCUCCAGUAAGACUGUCCACAUGGAGUCAAAGGGCAAGAGCCGUCAACUGGUGCUGGAAAAUGUGGAGAAGAAGGAUGCUGGAGAAUAUACCUGUGAAGUUGGAAAUGAGAAACUUGCCUUUAAAAUUCUGGUGACAGACAUUCAAGCUGCCUUCACCAACAAGGACUCCUAUCAGAAGGAAGUCCAAGUAGCUGCUUCCCAAAAAGCCACACUGAGCUGUGAAGUUUCUGACCUCAAGACUGAGGUGAAAUGGUUCAAGGAUGGCAAGCAGUUGAGCUCCAGUAAGACUGUCCACAUGGAGUCAAAGGGCAAGAUCCGUCAGCUGGUGCUGGAGAACGUGGAGAAGAAGGAUGCUGGAGAAUAUACCUGUGAAUUUGGGAACGAAAAGCUGCCAUUUAAGAUUCAGGUGACAGAGCUCAAAGCUGCCUUCACCAACAAAGACUCUUAUCAGAAGGAAGUAAAGGUUUCAGCCUCCCAAAAAGCCACACUGAGCUGUGAAGUUUCUGACCUCAGGACUGAGGUGAAAUGGUUCAAGGAUGGCAAGCAGUUGAGCUCCAGUAAGACUGUCCACAUGGAGUCAAAGGGCAAGAGCCGCCAGCUGGUGCUGGAGAACGUGGAGAAGAAUGAUGCUGGAGAAUAUACUUGUGAAGCUGGGAACGAAAAGCUGCCAUUUAAGAUUCAGGUGACAGAGCUCAAAGCUGUCUUCACCAACAAAGACACUUAUCAGAAGGAAGUGAAGGUUUCAGCCUCCCAAAAAGCCACACUGAGCUGUGAAGUUUCUGACCUCAGGACUGAGGUGAAAUGGUUCAAGGAUGGCAAGCAGUUGAGCUCCAGUAAGACUGUCCACAUGGAGUCAAAGGGCAAGAGCCGCCAGCUGGUGCUGGAGAACGUGGAGAAGAAUGAUGCUGGAGAAUAUACUUGUGAAGCUGGGAACGAAAAGCUGCCAUUUAAGAUUCAGGUGACAGAGCUCAAAGCUGUCUUCACCAACAAAGACUCUUAUCAGAAGGAAGUGAAGGUUUCAGCCUCCCAAAAAGCCACACUGAGCUGUGAAGUUUCUGACCUCAAGACUGAGGUGAAAUGGUUUAAGGAUGGCAAGCAGUUGAGCUCCAGUAAGACUGUCCACAUGGAAUCAAAGGGCAAGAGCCGCCAGCUGGUGCUGGAGAACGUGGAGAAGAAGGAUGCUGGAGAAUAUACCUGUGAAGUUGGGAAUGAGAAACUUCUCUUUAAGAUUCAGGUGGAAGAUGUUUCUACUAAAUUCCAGAAGACAUAUGUAACAAAAGAAACUAUGAUGGUCGAGUCAAAUGAAAAGGUUGUUUUAAAAACCGAGGUGAUGUCAGAGAAUUGUAGUGUAAAGUGGUUCAGGGAUGGAAUAGAACUGAAAGACGGAUCAAAGUAUGAGAUGAAACAGGAAGGUCGCUCACGUGUCCUCAUCGUUAAGUCCUCUGAAUCUAAAGACAGCGGCACCUACUUUUGUCAGACGGCUGAUGACAAGGUUGAGUUCAAGGUUCAGGUCAAAGAUGCGCCUUUAAAGUUUGUGGUGCCAUUGCAGCCGGUGUCUGCAGUACUGGAAAGCACCAUGACACUUUCCUGCAGUCUCAACAAAGCCACGAGUAGUGUCCUCUGGAAGCAUAACGGCAAAGAAAUCAAACCAGGUGGCAGAUUCAGCAUCCGCACUGAUGGCACAAACUGCAUCUUGACUGUCUCCGCUGUGGCUCAGGAGGAUGAAGGGGAGUACAGCUGUGAAUGCAAAGAUGACAAGACCUCCACCAAAGUCGCUACUAAAGCCCCACGUCUGGUGAGGUUCACUACCAAGCUGAACAAUGUUGUUGCAAAUGAAGGCAAAGAUGCCAUCUUUAAAUGCUCUGUCACACCAGCCGAUGUAAGUGUCAGAUGGCUGCGUAAUGACAUUCCUAUUACAGCUAGUCCCAAAUUUAAGAUCGCUCAUGGGGGAAGCAGCCAUUCCCUCACCAUCACAGCUGUCACUCAGGAGGAUGCAGGAGAGAUCAGUAUCGAUGCCGAGGGGAAAGUGUGCAAAACCACACUCCAAGUACAACAACUUCCUGUCACCUUCAAGAAGAAGCUUGCCGAUAUGACUGUUACUGAGCAGGACACAGUUCGUUUAGAAGUGGAGCUGAGUAAACCCUCAAAAGAUGUAAAGUGGAUGAAGAAUGGUGUGGUACUACAGCAAGGAGAAAAUAUGGAGAUCCAUGUCGAUGGUGCCAAGCAGGCUUUGGUCCUCAAGAGUGUGGCAUAUGCUGACAGAGGAUAUUACUCAUGUGAAACCCUAGAUGACAAGACCCAGGCCAAACUGACAGUAGAGAUUAAGAAGAUUCAAAUAGUAAAAGGCCUAAAAGAGAUGAAAGUGCAAGUAAAAGAGACUAUCACUAUGGAGGUGGAGCUCAGCAAGGCUGAUGUAGAAGGUUCCUGGAACAAAGAUGCAAAGAAACUAAAGGCAGGACCUAAUAUCAUCAUUACAGCACAGGGCAACAAGCACUGCUUGACUAUGUCCCAGCUGAAGAUAAGUGAUGGUGGAACUAUUACUUUCCAAGCUGAGGAUGUCCAUACUUCUGGCAAACUAAUUGUUACAGAACCUGCUGCAAAGAUCCUCAAACAUCUACAGGACAUCAGUUCUCCUGAAAAGGAGAAAGUCACUUUUGAAUGUGAGGUGUCAAGAGCAAAUGCUGAUGUCAAAUGGUUUAAGGAUGAUGAGGAACUGAAGCCAGGAAAGAAAUUUGGCAUCUAUUCCCAGGCCAACAAGCGCACCCUCAUCAUCCACAAGUGUGUAUAUGAAGACCAGGGCCAGUAUAUAUGUAGAACAACAGAUGACAAUACUUCAGCCAAGCUCACUGUUCACGCCAGAGAUAUUAAAAUAAUCAAGCCACUGCAGGACGUGGAGGUGACAGAGAAGGAGAGUGCAACGUUUGAUUGUGAGGUCUCUCACGAUGAGGUCGAGGCUCAGUGGCACAAGGGCGAUGCCAAACUUAAAGCAGGAGACAACAUAAAGAUAAGGCAGGAGGGAAGAACAUACAUUCUACUCUUCAAAUCUGUAAAGGCUGAGGACGCAGGUGAAAUCAAGUUCACAGCUGAGAAUGCCUCUUCAGCCGCUAAACUGAAGGUUAAAGAACUGCCUGUCAGAUUUGUGAAGAAACUGAGAGACAAAAUCGCCAUGUACAAACACCGUGCAUACUUAGAAUGUCGAGUGUCACGGGCCAACGCUAAAGUCACGUGGUACAAGAACAAGUCAGAGAUCAAACCCAGCAAGAAGCACGAGAUCACCAGUGAGGACAUCUACAGGAAGCUCACCAUCAUCGAUGUGGACUCUGAUGAUGAGGAUACAUACGUGUGUGACGCCAUUGAUGAUAAGACUUCAUGUCAGCUACUAGUAGAGGAGCAGGCUAUCAGCAUAGUACGAGAGCUGAGUUCUGUGGAGGUGACCGAGCCGUUUGCUGCCCACUUUGAGGUGGAAGUCAGCGUGGAGACAGUCAAGCCAGUGAAAUGGACGCUAAAUGGGGAACAGCUGAAGGAGUGUGCAGAUAUCGAGAUGGAGAAAGUGGGAACCAUGCACCGACUCACUUUUAAGAAGACCAAGGCCUCCAUGUCAGGCCCAGUACAGUUCACCGCCGGAAAGAGCAAAUCAACAGCUGAGCUCAAAGUGAAAGAGCGUCCCAUUGAAGUCCUGGAGCCUCUUAAAGAUGUGUCAGCCAAGGAGAAGACUUCCACCACACUAUGCUGCAAGUUCUCUGCCACACCAAAAGAAGUACGGUGGUUUAAGGGUCAAACCGCUUUGGAGGCUUCUAGCAAAUACAGCAUGAAGCAACAGGACGCCAAUGUGCAGCUGAUCAUACAAGCUUUGAAUGCAGAGGACUCUGGAGAGUAUCGCUGUCAGGUCGGGGUCUGUGAGAGCAAAGCUGUUCUCAAAGUAGAAGUGCGUAAAAUCCAGAUCACCAAACAUCUGACAGACGUGGAGGUGGAUGAAGAUGGUGAUGCUGUGUUCACCUGUGAGGUUAACUAUGCUGAUGAAGAGGUCCAGUGGACACUAAAUGACAAGCUGCUCUUCAACAAUGAGGUCAAUGCCAUCACCCAUGUGUAUAAGACCCAUACGCUUACCCUCAAGAACCUAGCACCUGAGGAUGGUGGGAAGGUCUCAUUCAGCAUCAGGGAUGUGAAAGAAACAGUCUGCCUAAAGGUCAAAGAGAAGAAAGCCAUCUUCCUGAAGUUGCUGGAUGAUGUAGUUACAGAGGAGAAGGGUACAGUUACCCUUAAGUGUGAAGCCUCAAAGCCCAGAGUGGCCCCUGUGUGGCGCAAAGAUGGAACAGUCCUGUCAGCAGGGGAAAAGUAUGAGCUCCUCCAUGAUGGUAAGACCUUGGGACUUACUAUCCAUGAUGUCACACAAGCUGACGCCGGGGAGUACAGCUGUGAUCUUGGCACAGACCUCUCCAAGUCCAAGGUCACUGUUAGAGAUAUCCACAUUGGGAUCACCAAGCGUCUUAAAUCGGUGGAGGCCAAAGCAGGUGAAAACUGCACAUUCGAGUGUAUCUUGUCCCGAGAAAGUUCAGAGAGGUGCACCUGGAGCCUAAAAGGCCAACCUGUCACUGACGGAGGCCGUUUCCAGAUAAGCAGCAAAGGGCGCAAGUAUACCUUAACAAUCAAAGCUGUCUCAGCUUCUGAUUCUGGUGAGGUGGUCUUCACUCUCAAGGAUUUGAGCUCAAAGGCAACACUUAAUGUUGAGGGUGAAGCUCCUACCAUAUCUAAAGAGCUUCAAGGUGUCAGUGCCAAAAUUGGUGAAGAUGCCACAUUCUCCUGUGAGCUUUCUCAAUCUGGACUGGAAGUGAAGUGGUCAAAGGAUGGCAAGUCUAUUAGAAAAAGCCAGAAAUAUGAAAUCAGUCAGGAGCAGAUGCUUGUAAAGCUGACAAUCCGCAACGUCACUGAAAAAGAUUCUGGAGAAUACAGCUGUGAGAUCACCGGGGGUCCAACCUCCAAGGCUAAGCUGGAGAUCAAAGAACUGGCCAACAAAUUCAUUCGUGAGCUAAAGGAUGCCACUGCAGAAGAGAAGAGUGCUGUCUCCUUUGAAUGUGAGACAGCCCAACCUGCCUCUAAAGUCACCUGGCUGAAAGGAACAAAGGAGAUCAGGGCUGGAGGAAGGUAUGAGCUCAUGCAAAAGGGAACUGUCCUCAUCCUCAAAGUGAAGGAUCUGGAGAAGAGUGACAGCGAGGUAUACACCUGUGACGUUGGCUCCACAAAGAAUACAGCCAAAUUAACGGUGAAAGUGGUACCUGCUAGGUUUAAGGGUCAGAUGAACAACCAGCAGGUUACUGAAGGUGGAAAAGUCUUACUUUCCUGUGAGCUCACAAAGCCUGGCUGCCAAGUGCAAUGGAAGAAGGGAACAGAAAGUCUGAAACAUGGGGGGAGAUAUCAGAUAAUGCAGAGGGACACCAUGUGUGAGCUACAGAUUUCAGACUUAGUGCCUGGGGACAGUGGAGAAUAUUCCUGUGAUUGUGGAAACGAAAAAACAACAGCAAAUGUUGUUGUCAGUGCAUUACCGGCGGUCUUCAAACGUGAGCUACAAAGCCAAGAGUGUGAUGAAGGAGACAGCGUUACUCUUCACUGUGAACUCUCAAAGCAUGCAGUUCCUGUUGUUUGGAAGAAAGGAACGGAGGUGCUGCAAUCUGGGGAAAAGUACCUCAUCACGCAAGAUGGGGCUACUGUUGAGUUGAAGAUUGCUGACCUCAGACCUGAAGAUGCUGGACAAUACACAUGUGUGUGUGGGGACAAAAAGACUACAGCAAACAUUAAAAUCAAGGCAUUGAUCUUCAAAAGAGAACUACAAAACCAGGAGUGUCAAGAAGCGGACAGUGUUACUCUUCAGUGUGAGCUUUCCAAACCAGGAGUGCCUGUAGUUUGGAGGAAAGGAACACAAGUGAUCCACUCUGGAGAGAAAUACCACAUAAAGCAAGUUGGUUCUGUUGUUGAACUGAAGAUCCCUGAUGUCACACCUGAAGAUGCUGGAGUCUAUAGUUGUGAUUGUGGGUUUAGCAAGACCUCAUCUACCAUUACCGUCAAUGCACUACCAGUGGUCUUCACACAUGAGCUGCAAAACCUGGAGUGUGAUGAAGGAGGCAGUGCUACUCUGUCCUGCGAGCUUUCCAAACCUGGUGUCCCUGUGCAGUGGAAAAAAGGAAGCCAUGUUAUUCAGUCUGGAGGAAAGUACAUCAUCAUGCAAACUGCCUCAAAGGUGGAGCUGAAGAUCACAGAUCUAAAACCUGAAGAUGAAGGAGACUACACGUGUGUAUGUGGAGACAAGGCAACAACAGCCCAUAUGAAGAUCAAGGUUCUGAAGGCACAGACACCCUUAUACCAACCAGGACUUCAAAAGCAGACUACUGAGCAGGGGGCAUCAGUUGAUGCUCUAAAGUUUCUCCGUCCAUCUGCUGCCCUUGAAUCAGACUUCCAGAAGCAGAAGAAAGCAAAACAGUCAGAGCUCAGUGCUCAUCCAAUUCAGUUUACGGAAGUACUGCUAAACCAAGCAUGUGAUGAAGGGGGCACUGUUAUUCUGUGCUGUGAACUCUCAAAACCUGGAGUUCCUGUGAUUUGGAGGAAAGAAACACGGGUGAUCCAUUCUGGUGGAAAGUACAUCAUCAGACAAGUUGGGACUACGGUUGAGUUGAAGAUCGUUGAUGUUAAACCUGAAGAUGCUGGAGACUAUGUUUGUGAUUGUGGAGACAACAUCAGCACCGCUAGUAUCAAAGUCAAUGCAUUACCGGUGGUCUUCAAGCGUGAGCUACAGAACCAAGAGCUUCAAGAAGGGGAGAGUGUUACUUUGCGCUGUGAACUCUCAAAACCUGGAGUUCCUGUGGUUUGGAGAAAAGGAACAGAGGUCAUCAGUUCUGGACAAAAGUACAUCAUCAAGCAAGUUAGCUCUACUGUUGAGCUGAAGAUCACUGAUGUUAAACCUGAAGAUGCUGGAGAUUAUGUUUGUGAUUGUGGAGAUAACAUCUGCACUGCUAACAUCAAAGUGAAUGCAUUACCAGUGAUCUUUAAACGUGAGCUACAGAAUCAAGAAAUUCAGGAAGGGGAUAGUGUCACUUUGCGCUGUGAAAUCUCAAAACCCGAAGUUCCUGUGGUUUGGAGGAAAGGAACACAGGUGAUCCAUUCUGGAGGAAAGUACCUCAUCAAGCAAGUUAGCUCUACUGUUGAGCUGAAGAUCACUGAUGUCAAACCAGAAGAUGCUGGAGAUUAUGUUUGUGAUUCAGGAGACAGCAUUACCACAGCCAAGGUCAAAGUUAAUGCACUUCCAGCCAUAUUCACACAAGCACUAAAGAACCAGGCAGCUGUUGAGGGAGAGAGCAUCACCUUCCAGUGUGAGCUCUCCAAAGCAGACAUUCCAGUUGAGUGGCGCAGGGGUGAAAUUGGCCUAUGCCCCUGUGCUAAAUAUGAAUUAAAGCAAGAUGGCCACCGUGCCCAACUGGUCAUACAUGACCUUGAACAUGAGGACUCUGGUGACUAUAUUUGUGACACUGGAGAACGCCAAAGCAUUGCAUAUCUGAAAGUUAAGGCACUACCAGUUCUUUUCAAAUCAUCUCUGAAAGAUUUGGAAAGUGAAGCUGGGGAAAAUGCAGUGUUUCGAUGUGAACUUGACAAAGCUGGAGCCAAAGUCAUCUGGAGGAAAGACAAGAGUGUAAUAGAAGCAAGCCACAAAUAUCAGCUGAAGCAAGAUGGGGCUGUUGCUGAGCUUCUCAUUUACAAGCUACAAGAAGGAGACGCUGGAGAGUACUCCUGUGAAACAGAACAUGAUCGGACAUCUGCCAAACUCACUGUGAAGGAACCUGAAAUCACGAUCUUAACUGGCUUGAAGAGCUGCAUUGUCAAUGAAGGCGAGGACGUUCAUUUCGAAUGCCUUGUCUCUCAUGACAAUGCACUCAUUGUUCAGUGGACGUUGCAAGACGUUCCACUACAGAACAAUGAGAUGAAUGAAAUCCAAAUGGAAGGCAAAAGGCACACGCUUACACUAAGAAGUGUCACCCAGAAAGACUCAGGCACGGUGUCCUUCCAUGUGGGUGCACACACUUCUUUUGCUUGUCUUACAGUCAGAGCAGUCCCUGUACUGUCAUUUGUGAAGGAGUUAACAAGCCAGGAAGUCACAGAGGGAGGCAGUGCCUCAUUAUGUUGUGAAACUUCAAUACCUGAUGCCAGUGUGACCUGGAAGAAGGGUACUCAGGUCCUAUCUAAUGGAAAGAAGUAUUCCAUAAAGAGUGAUGGCACAAUCCAAACCUUGGAAAUCCAUAAGCUAUCAGUGGAUGAUGGUGGCGAGUACAUAUGUGAAGCAGGAGACAAACGAAGCAAAGCUACACUGACUGUCAAAGAAUGUGUAAAAAUCACAAGAGAAUUAAAGGAUGUGACAGUGAUAACGGGCGAGGAUGCUAUCUUCCAGUGUGAGGUGUCUCAUACAGGGGUUACAAACGUCGAGUGGUGGCUCGGCUCCAACCACCUUCAAAACAAUGACUUGAAUCAAAUCAGCAGCCGAGGGAGGGAACACAGCCUAGUGCUGAAAAUGGUCACACCCGAUGACUCAGGUGAUGUAGCCUUUGUGGUUGGCCCUGAGAAGAGCGUCGCCUACUUGUUGGUGCAGGAGAAACCCAAAGUCAUAUUCUUAGAGAAGCCUCUGGACUUAACUGCCAAAGAGGGUCAAACAGUCACAAUGUCCUGCAUGACUUCCGACCCUGAGGCCUCUGUCACCUGGUACAAAGAUGAAAUGAUGAUAAAGGCAGGGGGGCGGUAUCUGCUUUACAAGGACAGAGCCGUCCAUCAGCUCCGCAUCCUUAAAGUGGAGGAAGGAGAUGCAGGGUUGUAUACAUGCAAAACCAAAGAUGCAGAAAACUGUGCCACCCUUACUGUUAAAGGUCAACCUGCAUACUUCCGGAAGGAGUUAGACAACCAGAAUGCAAUAGAGGGAGAAAGUAUCACCUUGCGCUGUGAGCUUUCUAAGCCGGUUAAAAGUGUAGAGUGGAGAAAGGGUGGAGUGGUGCUCCAACCCAGUAAGAAAUUUGAGAUGAAAAAGGAAGGGUGUGUGCUGGAGCUCCAUGUCCAUGAUCUGGAACCAGAGGACAAUGGCUACUACACUUGUGAUGCUGGAGACCAGUUGACCACAGCAUCAGUCACUGUGCAAGAGGCUGAAGUUCUCGUAGUAUCGGGUAUAAAGAAUACAGAUGUGUUUGUGGGCGAACAGGCAAUUUUCUCCUGCCAGCUCUCUCGCCGUGCCAAAGGCAGAGUUCAGUGGUGGCUAGACGGCACUCGUUUGGAGAACAGUACCUUCAGUGAAAUAAGUGUGGGUGAAGACCAUGUCCACACUCUCACCCUAAGGAACCUUUCUCCCAAUGAUUCGGGUACAGUCCUGUUCAAAACAGGUGGCCUGACAUCCUCCGCCAAGCUGUUAGUGAAAGAUCCCAAUGUGGAGGUGGUCAGUGCCAUGGAGGACCAACAUGUAGCAGAAAACCAGCCUGCAGAGUUCAUCUGUCAGUACUCCCGGCCAGUUAAGGCUGUAUGGAAGCGAAACGGCAUACCUGUGCAAGCAGACGGUCGCAGGGUGAUAGUGGAACAGGACUGGACUGUUGCACGGUUGUACAUUAGCUGUGCGGAGCCCCAGGAUGGGGGGAUGUACUCCUGUGAGGCAGAAGGAACCUCUGUUGUGGCACAUCUCAGGGUGCAAGCUAAACCAAUUGACAUUCUUCAAGAACUGAGUAACGUGGAGACCAUUAAUGGUGGGGAAGCACUUUUUGAAUGCUCCUUGUCUCGUCCUGAAACCAAAGACUGCCGGUGGUUAAUCGAUGGCAAGCCUGUAAAGGAGUCCACAAACGUGGAGAUUGUUUCCUUUGAGAGUGGUAGACGCCAUCUUCUGCUUUUAAAGGACUUGCAUCCUUGUGAAAACACAAGGAUUACAUUCCAAGCUGGCACUUCAUCCACUACUGCUCUUCUUUCUGUCAAAGCUUGGCAACUGAAGGUGGUCAAGCCUUUGGAAGAUAAGACCGCCAUUGCAGGACAACAAGCUGAGUUCAAUUGUGUUUUGAAUGAAGCUGUACCUGAGAGUGAAGUGACUUGGUAUGCAAAUGGUGUUGAGCUAAAAUGUAAUGACCAAUGGGCCAUGAGAGCAAGUGGCUCUUCCUACAGCCUAAUUUUGAAGAAAGCCCGGGCUCUACCCACACAGGAAAUCACAUUUGCAGCCCGGGAUGCCUUAUCAAUGUCCAAACUCAUCACAAUAUCUGUGCCUGAUCCCCCUGAAGACCCAGAGCUGGUUAGUAAAGGUCCAACGUUCGUCACCUUGUCUUGGUUCACGCCCCUUAGUGAUGGAGGAAGCCCAAUCAUUGGUUACCGUGUGGAAAUGCGUCUAGUGGACAGUGCCCUCUGGCUGCCCUGCCACACAGAACCAGUAUGCAACACUGAAUUUCUGGUUGAAAACCUCAUACCGGGGGCAGGUUACAGGUUCAGAGUGGCAGCCAUCAACCAUGCUGGUAUUGGAGAGCCUGUCCAGCUGCCUCAAACUGUGACACUUGAUGCACCAGUGACCAUGACCAAAAUGUUAAGCAGCUCUAAGAUCCAAAAAGGAAAGAUGGUUCGUUUGGAGUGUGAACUUUCCACAGAGUGCAAAUCAGUCACAUGGCUAAAGGACAACAGAGAGAUAGAGGCUGGGGUCAAGUACCAAAUGGUACCAGAAGGAAAGAGCCAAGUUUUGCUCAUAAAGGAUUUCCAGUCUACAGAUCAGGGUGUCUAUUCUUGUGUAGCCUCAGAAGAGGCAAAGACUUCAAUCAACCUCAACCUUGAAGGAGAUGACACAACACUUUCUCAGGAUGCGGGCAGUCAGCCCAAACUGCCUCCUGAGGCUGCUUCUGAGGGAGAUUUACAUGCUCUGUGGGAUGCAGUGGCCAAGAAGAGGAGAAUGAGUCGGGAACCCACAUUAGAUUCAAUUUCAGAGUUGCCAGAAGAAGAUGGAAAAGAAAAAGCCCAGAGCAAAGAAGGAAAAGAACCUGAAAAGGAAGUGAAACCUGUUGAACCAACUCCCAAGAUCACAGGGGAGCCUAAUCUCUAUACAAGUUCUGAUGAGGAAUCUCUCAGUGGGACAACAAGCUUGGUGUCUUACCUAAAGAAAAGCAGCAAGUCCUCUAUGACUGUGGAAAGUCACACUGAGACUGUUGCCUCCAAGAAACUGUAUGAGCACUUCCAGAUGACAGAGCAAUCUGUUACAAAGACAUCUGUGGAACCCCUCAUGGAAGCUCAGAAAGGGGAUGAGUUGCUAGAGGCUGCUGUCAAGAUUCAGGCAGCCUUUAAAGGUUAUAAAGCCAGGAAGGACAUGCGACCAGUCUUCAAAGAAGUAUUUAAGGAUCAGACUAAGGAGCCCAAUGGGACAAUUCAUCUCGAGUGCAUUGUGGAGGGUAAGCCGGAUAAAGUUCGCUGGCUGAAAGAUGGUGAACCCUUAACAGAUGGCAAGCACCACCAUAUUGAUAUCUAUAAUGAUGGCACCUGCUCUCUAGUAGUGACAGCUGCCACAACCAAAGACACAGGUGUAUAUACUUGUGAAGUAACCAAUAAGUUUGGUGUUUCCACCCAUAGUGGCAAAGUCACUGUAGGGUCACUGCGGGAAUCUUCUGGGCGACGCCCCCUCACUCUGGGCUACAGUGCAGAUAGCGAAGCUGAAAGCUCCUCAGGGAGUGAAAUGGAUGAGACUUUACGGCAAGCAAGUAAACGAUUACGGCGACUUCUUCGUACUUGCCUCCCUCCAGAUGUGGAAGAGGAACCUUUUGUUAGUGCAGAUGAAGGAGAUUUACCACCAACGGACUUACAGUCUUACCGGGAAGACGAACAGUAUAUCUACAUCCGUUUUGAUAAUCGUGCAGAAGCUCAAGUAGCUUCCCAGCGCUUCCAGGAAAUGUUUACUUUUCAAGGAAUGCCAAUCGAAACGGCCAUCAUAGCAGCUGCAGGUGCUAAGGUAGAGUUGCGUAUCACAAAGAUGGUUUUCUCCCAAGAUGGCUCCCAAACCCCAACUCAGGACCAACCGAUGCCUGCUUUCAUGACAGGAGCCCCUGCGGCACCCGUCUUCUUGACGGAGCUCCGUAGCCAAGAUGUUCCUGAUGGGUUUCCAGUCAGUUUUGACUGUGUAAUUGUUGGCAACCCUCCUCCCACUGUAAGAUGGUUCAAGGAUGGAAAGAUGUUGGAGGAAAACGACCACUACAUGAUCAAUGAAGACCAGGAAGGCCAUCACCAGCUGAUCAUCACAGCUGUGCUGCCCACAGACAUGGGCGUGUACCGAUGCAUGGCUGAAAAUGAUAGUGGCAUCACCUCCAGCAAGGCUGAGCUGAGGGUGGACAUGUCUUGCAGCUCAGACUAUGACACAGCAGCCGAUGCCACAGAGACAUCUUCCUAUGUCAGUGCUAAAGGUUAUGUGUCUAGCUCAGAGCACAGGGACACAGAGGCUUUUGAGUCGGUGGCAGAGGACGAGCAGCUUCCUCAAGUUGUGGAUGAGUUACAUGAUUUAUUCCUCAGUCCCGGAGCACCCAUUGCCAAAAUGAGUGUCAGGGUCAAAGGAUUUCCCACACCAAGGGUUUACUGGUUUAAGGAUGGCACCCCACUCCAAGCCUCCAGCAGAAUUGUAUUGUCGAGCAAGCGAGAUCAGCACAGUCUUGAGAUUUUAGAUGUUAAACGCGAGGACACCGGAGAAUACUCAGCAUAUAUUAGCAAUAUAGCUGGCUCUGCUUACUCUUCAGCACGACUGAAUGUACUGGCUCCUGGAGAGCGCCCCGCACCUGAACAGGGACGAAUGAGAGAUUCAAAGGUGCCACUUGUGCCACCACGCUUCCUGGAGAGGUUCAGCAACAAGAAGGUGAAACAGGGAGCAAGUAUAACGCUGUCAGUCAAAGUGGAAGGCUCCCCAACCCCAUCUGUAAACUGGUUAAAGGAAGUGUCAGAUAAGGAUGUUCUGUGGAUAAAGGCAGACACACCAGGUUACAAGGUGGCCAGCUCUGGCCGUCAACAUAGUCUCAUCCUCAUGGAAGUGGAUAAAAAACAUGGCGGCAUGUACACUUGCAUCGCCACCAACCGUGCUGGACAGUCAGUCAACACAGCCCGACUGGAUGUGGAGACAGAACAAGAGCAAAAGAAAGUGGGGCCAGAGGCUCUUGGAAUUACUAUCAGCCCACCGGAGGAAGAGGGCAAAGGAGAGAUCAAACUACCUUCCCUGGGUGAAGUGGGUACAGAGGAGUUCUUACAAAAACUCACAACCCAAAUUACAGAAAUGGUAUCUGCCAGGAUUACUCAAGACAGCUUACAGAACCAUCAAGUGCUCCAGUGGAUGAAAUCUUGGCCCAAAGUAACCACUUCAUUGCGUGUCCCAGGAGCUGACAGCGAUGAUGAAACAAAAACACCGUCCCCAUCUCCAUAUCACGGCCGAUCACGCCCUCCAUCUCUGAUCGCAGACUCAUCAUCUGAGUCAGAUGAAGGAGAUGCCAGGGGAGAGAUGUUUGAUAUCUAUGUGGUGACCGCUGACUACAACCCCAUGGGAGUCAGCAAAGAUGCCAUCGCUCUGAAAGAGGGCCAGUAUGUGGAGGUUCUGGAUUCUGCCCACCCACUUAAAUGGCUGGUCCGCACCAAGCCCACCAAAUCCAAUCCAUCUCGCCAGGGAUGGGUCUCGCCUGCGUAUCUCGACAAAAGACUGAAGCUGUCUGCAGAUGUUGCAGACCUCCCAGAGACCACCAGAGAAGAAGUCACAGAGACCGAGUACAAGAAGAAACUGUGUCAACUCGUCCAGGAGCUGAUUAGCACAGAAACUGAGUUUCUGAAGGAGAUGGAGUUCUUCACAUCACACCAUCUGAAGCGUGUGGAUGAAGAGAGCACACCAUCUGAAAUCACCAGCCAGAAGGAAACCAUCUUCCGUAAUAUCAAUGAUUUGAAAUCCUUCCACAGCAGCUCUUUGCUGCCUGGUCUGCGUGACUGUGUCACAGACGAUGACAUUGCCAUGCAUUUCCUGAGAAACUCUGAAGGGUUUGAGAAAUAUUUGCAGUACCUCAUUGGACAAUUGCAAGCUGAAUCUGUCAUCAGUGAGAAAGAAGUGCACCAAUAUUUCAAGGAUUAUACAGUCUCAGAGUUGGCAAAUGUUGACCCCUCAGAGGGUCCAGUGCUAAGCAUCAACGCUUACCUUCAGAGACCACCGGAGAGAAUUCAGAAGUACAGAGCUUUGCUGAAGGAAUUGAUCCGGAACAAGGCGAGGAACGGUCAAAACUGCUGUUUGUUGGAGCAGGCCUAUGCCAUGGUGUCAUCCCUCUCCCGGCGCUCAGAAAACACACACCAUGUCUCUCUCAUAGAGAACUACCCCGCCAAUCUGGAGGCGCUGGGAGAACCUAUUAGACAGGGGCCAUUCACUGUUUGGGAAGGAGCUCCUGGAAUUCGAACAUCUUCCAGAGGUCACCACCGCCACGUUUUCCUCUUCAAAAACCAUGUGGUCAUCUGCAAACAGAAGAGAGACACGAACACAGACACCCAAGCAUAUGUGUUCAAGAAUAUGAUGAAGCUUACAAACAUUGAUGUGAACGAGACGGUGGAGGGUGAUGAAAGAGCGUUUGAGAUCUGGCAUGAGCGCGAGGACUCUGUGAGAAAAUACACGUUGCAGGCACGGACUGUUAUCAUUAAGAACUCAUGGCUCCGUGACCUCCGUGACCUUCAGCAGCGCUACAGCAUGCCAGCAUGGAGCCUUCCAGAUUUUGACGCGGUGUUGACAGACUGCACAGCAGAGCUCGGACAGACAGUAAAGCUCGCAUGCAAGGUCACUGGUGCCCCCAAACCACAGGUCACCUGGUACAAAGACGGGCGUGCCGUGGAAGCGGAUCCUCAUCACAUCAUCAUUGAGGACCCAGAUGGCUCUUGCACACUCAUUUUGGACAACAUGACAGCAAACGAUUCUGGACAAUACAUGUGCUUCGCCACCAGCUCUGCGGGCAACGCCAGCACACUAGGCAAAAUCACUGUGCAGGUACCUCCACGUUUUGUGAAUAAGAUCCGGAAUGCCACCCUUUAUCCAGGAGAAGAUGCUCAGUUCACCUGCACCAUCCAGAGUGCACCGAGUCCCAAAAUAAGAUGGUUCAAGGAUGGUAAACUGCUGACAGACCUGGAGAAGUUUCAAACAUACAGUGAACCGCGCAGUGGAGUGUUGGUUCUAGUUAUCAAGAACCCUGGAGAACGAGACCUUGGACACUAUGAGUGUGAGCUGUCGAACCGUCUGGGCAGUGCCAGGUGUGCGGCACAGCUGAUCACUCCUGCUGUGGCAAUGGCGGGAGAACGUAGAGCAGAUCAGGCCAUCAGUAUAGAAGUGACGGAACAAGAGACGAAAAUACCAAAGAAAACCAUAAUUAUUGAGGAGACCAUCACCACAGUAGUGAAGAACACACGUAUGAAACGGCACGCAUCCCCACGACCAUCGCCCAUGGGAGCUCACCGCUCAGAGACGUCCACACCUGAACCGCCCAGACAGAGACGAACCCUGGCCAGGAAGACUGUACCAACACUGUACGUGCCAGAGCCGGAGGGUGCCACGGCCAGGAACCCAAGAUGGGUAGAAGUCGAAGAGAUAAUCGAGUAUAAAGUGAACAAAUCACCCAAGUUACCAAGAAGAAGAGGCAUUUCCCCAGGCAAGUUCUCACCACCUGGCAAUCCAAACACUAAUAACUCCAACAACAAGUUACUCGAGGAGGCAAUGCAUGCUGCAGUGCCUCUGCAAGGUUCUUCUGGUACGGAUGAAGAGGAACUUGCACAGAAUGUGUCUGAAGUACCUUCAGAGGUCAACAAUAUGACAACAUACUCAGGAGAAAUUGAUGACCCAUGUGUCUCUGAUGAUGAAGGAACUAUUGUCGUGGAGCCCGAAGAUGAUGAACUUGAUGCUCGAGAAUACAAAUUGCUGACUGAUGGAAAUCGAGUUCUUACUCUUGAAGAUCUCGAGGACUACGUCCCUCAGGAAGGGGAAACAUUUGGCAGCGGUACAGACCAUCAUGUCCUCGUCGAGAAACCAAGCGAGAUCUCUGUGUUGUUGGAGAGAUUAAUUGAUUAUUUUGUUGUUGGAAAAAUUGUUUUGUUGGUGGUGGUUCGUGUGGUGCCAGCAGAGAAUCGUAUUGUGUUAUUUUUUUGGUCCUUCAAGGAACACAUCUCCAGCAUGUUUAGUCCAGGUUCAUCAGCGAGCGGCAGCUCUCAGGCAAGGCGAGAGAAGACCAUACCUAUUCAUGUUACGGGACAACCUUCAUCCAACUAUUCACGCCAUACCAGUAGCUUUGCGAGGCUUGAAGUCCAGCCGACGUACUGCUCCGAGGUCCAGAGAGGAAAGGAAGGAGGUCUGCAGAGCUUCAAAACACAGGUUUCCGCACAAACCCACAGCUACACGCCAACCGGACAGGUCACUCUUCAGAUCAGCAAGAAGAAGCCAUUUGAAAAGCAGUAACUGAGAGGAAACCGCUUGUUUUCAGCAUGCAAAAUUAGGAACAUACAAGUAGGCCUAGUCUUAAAUGGGAACACUUCUGUAAAAUCUUGCAAUCUGGGAGUGUAAUUCAAUAGUGAAGCUUCUUCUAACAGCAGAUCAUUCCAUGUGAGGCAAAGGAUUCGCUUGCCAAACUCAAUGACCUAAUGAAGACUUUCUCAUUUCUUGAGUUCCCGAGAGCAAAUGUGCAGCUGUGCUUCGGAAGGCAAGUCUGAUACAACAUGAAUGUGCAAAUAUGGACAGUAAAGCUGUCUUUCGUCUAAAGCAAGGGUGUCCAAUCCUGGCCCUGGAGGACCAACGUUCUGCAGAGUUUAGCUUCAACCAGCUCCAACACAGUUGCCUGGAAGUUUCCAGUAAGUCUAAAGACCUUAAAUAUCAGGUUCAGGUGUGUUUAAUUAGGGUUGGAGCUAAACUCUGCAAGACAAGUGUCCCUUCAGGAACAAAUUUGGACUCAACUUUCUAGUAAGACCAUCUUUGCUUGUUCAGGUGUGUUUGAUUUGAAUAGGAGCUACACUCUGUAGUAAAUUGGACCUUCUGAGAAUCCCUGAACUAAGAAACACUUAAAGAAAUAAGAGUGUUUAUGUAUAUCAAGAAAUCCAAAUUUUGACUCCAAAAAUAAGAUUUUAUCUGAAUGUAAUUUAUGUGCUGUAUGGAAUUAAUGUACCUCAGCAAUACAUACAUAUAUAUAUUUGGGUGUUUGGGUUGACUUUUUCUGUCAAGUUGAUUGCAUGAGUUGUUCUUUAGUGUAAUACACUGUGGCUUGUUGAAUCUGAGCUCUAUGUUAAUGUAUCAGAAAUCUUGAAUAUGUCAUCCUGCUCUGAAGACUAUUCAAUGUGGUCAGCAUUUUAGUGUUGCAAUGUGAAUGUAUGGGGUUUUGUAGACUGACAAAAGGAAUAGCUGCGGGAGAUCUUAAGACUUAAGAACCAUAACACAAAAUCUAUUUAAUGACUUUAGAAGAUUUAUUUUAAAAAGUAUUUCUUGUGCAACAUGAUGUUUUUGA
Molecule: messenger RNA, 21378 nt
Organism: Cyprinus carpio (common carp)
Lineage: Eukaryota; Metazoa; Chordata; Actinopteri; Cypriniformes; Cyprinidae
Gene: obscnb
Product: obscurin-like
Molecular function (GO): guanyl-nucleotide exchange factor activity; protein binding
Source: RefSeq, a predicted model, not a curated record